UAAUAGGAAUACUUCAUGGUGCAAAUAGAUUACAAGUUUUAACUGGAGAUCACCCCUUCGGAUAUAUCACUCGGAUUAAUCGUAAUAACGUUCAAGAAGUUUCUGGCAGGUUAACAAAUUCAAAGCCUCUUGCACUGGUGUUGAAAGAGAUCUUAUAUGCACGAUCUGUUAUUAUUGCUACAAUGGAUGCUGUUGAAAAGAAGAAUGAUUUAAAUUUAAAAAACUUUCUUGACGAUGACAAUGAUGAUGAAUAUCACAAACCACUCACCAAUACUGUAACAAAUACAUUUAUAACACCAGUUAAAUCAAGCACAAAAGAUAUGACUAAAAAUAGUAUCAGAAUAUGA
Molecule: messenger RNA, 347 nt
Organism: Entrophospora candida
Lineage: Eukaryota; Fungi; Glomeromycota; Glomeromycetes; Entrophosporales; Entrophosporaceae
Source: the annotation of a GenBank genome assembly